Molecule: messenger RNA, 1248 nt
Organism: Naegleria gruberi
Lineage: Eukaryota; Heterolobosea; Eutetramitea; Acrasida; Naegleriidae
Exons: 1
Coding region: 1-1248 (415 amino acids)
Source: RefSeq, a predicted model, not a curated record
AUGUUUUCCUUUAUUGUGAGACAUGCCUUGUACAGGUUAUUGACUGGGAAUUUUAAGGAUUUGAGUGAUCAGUUGGGAAUGGAUAGGAAUUCAUUAAAAUUAGAUGUUAAAAAACUUUCGAAUACGAUGGAGGAAAUGCAACACGCAGCCGAGUCGGUCAUGCAAAAUUCGACAUCGAUAGGAUCUGUCAGCACUUUGCAAUCAAAUUCCGAUCUAACAGCCACAAAAAGCAAAUCAAAAAGUGCUGAUUUAGUGAGUACUAUUGGCUCUUUGGAUUUUACUCCAAAUGAAGUGAGAUUAUUCAAAUUUUACAAGUUUUUAUUAAGUGCCAAAUUUCGAGUACUGACCUAUUUGAUUUGUUUUGUGAUUCACAUAUCGUUGUGGUUGAUUUUGGGCUUAAUUCAAUUGACCAAUCCUGAGUCUGCCUCUCCAUAUUACAAUACUGGAAUUAACAAUUUUUUUGGAGCUUGUACGAUGCAUUCAGGAACAGUGGCAGUUUUCUGUGGAUUAUUUGCAUCUUACUUGGCUGCUCUGGUUGUCCUGCUCUUGAUUUCCUUCUUCUUGGAGAAGGAUACAUGGGGAAUCAAAAUAGAAACUUCAGUAAUGAGCAUUCUCCUCCUCAUUGCUGUCAUUAAUUAUCUUGUCUGUCCAUACAUUACCAUUAUAAGAACUUAUACUGAUUAUUUCUUUCCGUAUGGUCAAUCGAUGGUUAUGUAUUCCAUCAUUCAACUCUUUGUUUUUGUAACCAUUCCACUGUGCAGAUCCAUAAAAGGAGAUGGGAUAUUUCCAGAGGAAAUUGCUUCCACAAUGUUCGAAAGAAUUCUCCUCAAUAAGGAAACUUUCAAAAUAGCCCUCGAUUUCAGCAGGAGAUCCUACUGUUCAGAACCAGUCCUAUGUUUCGACAAUAUUGAAAAUUAUAAGAAAGCUCGAAGAAAAUCAAACAAGCUCAAAAUUGCACUUCACAUUCUCAAUACCCAUCUGAAGAAAGGUGCUCCACUCGAGUUGAAUAUUGACAAGAUUGAGGAACGAUUCAAAUCACUCCAAGAGAACAUUUCCAAUCAGGAUGAGAAGAAAAUUGAUGAAGAAGUUGGAUUGUUGAGAAUUCACUGUUUACAAGACAUGUCUGAAAUGAUGUAUCGAUUGAUUUUGAGUGAUAAGGUAGUUAAAGAGGUGGCAAUGAUGAAUUCUGGUAAAAUUCCAGUGGAUUCACUAAAUUCACCAGUUUCGUCUGAACUUUCUAAUGUUUAA